AUGCCGCAGUCCGCGGUAUUUGCACCAUCCUCUUGCUGCCACCGCGUCCCGCUGCCCUCCCGCUCCCCUAGGCUGACGGACGCCGAUCGGAAGCGGCUCUGGGAGAAGCGCUACUACUGCCACGCGGAGGCCAGCGCGCUGCCCAUGCUGCUGGCCAGCGCGCCCAGCAGGGACAGCGGGGAGUGGGCCUGCCUGCCCGACAUCUACGCCCUGCUCAAGCAGUGGAGCGACGUGAACCACCAGGACGCCCUGGGGCUGCUGCACGCCACCUUCCCGGAUCAGGAGGUGCGCAGGACGGCGGUGCAGUGGAUCGACUCCAUCUCCGACACGGAGCUCCUGGACUACCUGCCCCAGCUGGUGCAGGCGCUGAAGUACGAGUGCUACCUGGACAGCCCCUUGGUGCGCUUCCUCAUGAAGAGAGCCAUCUGCGACCUCAAGAUCACCCACUACUUCUUCUGGUAA
This is a messenger RNA of Tinamus guttatus (white-throated tinamou), 462 nucleotides long. NCBI's taxonomy places the organism in Eukaryota, Metazoa, Chordata, Aves, Tinamiformes, Tinamidae. The record is from RefSeq and is a predicted model, not a curated record.